This is a messenger RNA of Diaporthe batatas, 591 nucleotides long. RefSeq lists its product as uncharacterized. The record is from RefSeq and is a predicted model, not a curated record. Lineage: Eukaryota; Fungi; Ascomycota; Sordariomycetes; Diaporthales; Diaporthaceae. Bases 1 to 591 code for a protein of 196 amino acids. The transcript is spliced from 7 exons.
AUGCAGACCCCUUCCCUCAUUCAGGUCCUCGCUGCUGCCCUGGCAGCCUCGACGGCUGUCUCGGGCUUCCAGGCCCCAAGCACCAAUUCAGUCGCUCGUAGGGCUGUUGCCGCAGCUGCCGCUCUUGCUGUUCCUGCCAUGGCGGCUCCUCUUGAUGAGGGAGCAAACAUAGUUGAACUUGCCGCACGCGAGCCCGCCAAAGGAAAGAAAGGCAAGAAGGGGAAGAAGGCCAAGGGUGCCGCCGCCGCCGCCCGUGCAGUCGAUGAGGAAGAUGAAGAUGAAGACGAUGUGACGACCCUCGAGAGCCGCGAACCGGCCAAGAAGAAGAAGGGCAAGAAGGGGAAAACCGGUGCUGCUGCCGCCGCUCGUGACGUCGCCGAUGAUGACGACGAAGCUGACGAUGACGCUGAGCUCGAGAAGCGCCUUCCGGCCAAAGGGAAGAAGGGCAAGAAAGGCAAGAAAGCCAAGGGAGCAGCAGCUGCUGCCCGCGAUGUCGAUGACGAUGAUGUCGAGGAUGACGGAGACAUCACGAAGCGAAGCCCCGCUAAGAAGAAGGGCAAGAAGGGCAAGAAGGCGAAGGCGGCCAACUAG